Gymnodraco acuticeps is the source of this 6683-nucleotide messenger RNA. RefSeq names its product leucine-rich repeat-containing protein 43-like. Gene Ontology annotation, molecular function: protein binding. The coding region runs from base 41 to 1840 and encodes 599 amino acids. The record is from RefSeq and is a predicted model, not a curated record. The transcript is spliced from 14 exons. NCBI's taxonomy places the organism in Eukaryota, Metazoa, Chordata, Actinopteri, Perciformes, Bathydraconidae.
CUUACAAAUACAUGAUAUAUGUUAACAAGUCGUAACAGCCAUGAGCUCAAAGAAACUUUCUGCUGUGUUGGAGAAGCAGAUUCGCCGCCUAUGUCUAAAUGACUUUCCAUGUGGAUAUGGCACCUGGAGAAAGAGCAGAGAUAGUACAGAAGAAGCAGGGACGGAGGAGACAGACGCCCUCCUCGACCUGCUGACCUGCCCUCACUCUCCGUGGCGGCUGGAUGAAGCCUGGAGCCCCCAGGCCUCGGCCCUCAGACAGCUGGCUGUGCUCCAACAUGAACGCCUGCAAGCAGACUUCAUCUACAACUACUUUACUACACUUCGCAUUGUGGACAAUGGAGUAUCAGUCAUUGACGAUGGGCUGUUAAAGUUCUCAAAGCUGGAGGAAUUGGUGCUGAGUUCCAACAACAUUUCAGAAAUACCUGCAGAAAACCUACCCAGCACUUUGAAGAUUUUGGAGUUACGUGCCAACCGGCUGUCUGCACUAAACAGUCUCACCCACCGCCUGCCUCCUCACCUAGAGUACCUCGGCCUCGGCUCAAACUGUCUGGGCUCUGAUGAUGAUAUCUGUUAUCUUACAGGAAGACACUGGCCACAGCUAGUAUGUAUGGACCUGAGUCACUGUGAGUUUAAGGACCAGCAGGCCCUGCUGCGCGCUGUGAGCACGCUCCCCUGCCUCAGGACGCUGGUGCUGGAGGGGAACCCCUUCACUCUGGUCCCCUCGUACCCAGGCUUCACUCUGGACAGUCUCCCUCUGCUCUCCUGCCUGGACGCCUCAUGGAUCUCCCCUGAGGAAAGACUUUGCUUUAGAGGCUUGGCCAAGAAGAGUGAUCUGAUAGUGGACCGGGCAUCAGCCACAGUGAGUGUGGGCAGGAUGAGGGGAAUCCCAGACCCGCUGAUGAGUGAGGACGGAAACACUCCUGAUUUCCCUGUCAUCGCUUACAGUUAUUUUGUCACAUACGACUUCCUCAGUCAUCAAACUGUUAACCUGAGUAAUGACAGUGAUUCUAAAUUUGACGCAGCACAUAUAACAGAGGACUGCUUCAGUUCUUCCGGCCUACAAUCCAACAAAAGUUUUGAAAAAGAAUCUUCCAAACCUGACACACAAGCCAUGACAGUGUUUUCUGAGGAAACCUGCCAUGAUAUUGCCCAUGUGACAAGACACAGCACAACAAAGCUGACAUGGUCAGACUGCAUUGACUUCAGUAACACAAAAACACACGUCAUGAGUGAUCUGGGAGGCCUUAAACGAUUCUUCAAUCAAGGCCUUUAUCUGACGAUAGUGGAGGAAAAGGUUCUGUCAUGGCCUGCAGCCUCUGAAGACGUCCCGGGGCCCAAACCCUGCCAGACUGUGAAAGAAAAGAAAGGCGGUAAAGGGAAAGAAUCUCCAAUUAAAUCUGGUUCCACCAAAGAUAAGUCUAAAGACAAAAAGAAGAAAUCUGUGCUAGAGCUGGUGCAGGACGCCUCCAUCCAAAGAACCCUUGGCUCUGUGCACGUCCCGCUGCAGAGCCUGGUGCAGAGAGGAGGGAAGGUGGACGUCCUCUGUGACUUCGGUGCUCUUCACGCUGAGACUGAGGUGGAAGCUGCGCCAACACUUGAAAAGGAUCUGGGAAAGAAACUCAAAGAGGACAAGAAGAAGGAGAAGGAACCAAAGCGGGGAGCGGACAGCGGCUCUAAACAGAAGAAUACAGCAGCUUCAAAAGGCAAAGUAAUGGAAACGAAGGACUGCGAGAUGGAAGUGCAUCUGGAGCCGGUGACCGUGGAGUUAAAGGUGGAGCUGGAGAAAUGGCAGUCUGCGUCUGAAGCUCAUUAUCUCCUUCUCCCACACCAGCACUCAUAAAAACAUGAUUGGCAGCCAGGCUUACUUUCUUAUUUAGAGUUUGACCUACUGUACGCUAUGAACCAGCAGGUUACUGUAGGUUUCAGGCCUAGCUUAGUUUAAGUAUGACAAUAUAUUUAACUUUUCUUACGUUCCUCACUGCGUCCCCUCAUUACUGCUGAUGGUAAAUAUGCAGAUAGUUGAAUAUUUGAUUUGUUUCUCUCAUUCAAGUCACAAAGACAGUAGCCUACUUCAACUGAGAGACAACGCUUUUCAAUACCGAAAUAACAUAACAAUUUUCUGCAAUGAUUAGUCGAACAGCAGGAAAAUAAUUGGCAACUUUCUUGAUAACCGAUUAUUCAAGAAAAUGUGGUCAACUAACAAUCAGCAGAUCAAAGGAUAAGGAAAAUAAUUGGCAAUUGCAGCCCUACUUAUAAACAUAAUUUUAAGAUAAAAGUUGAUGUCACAUUGAAUUUAAACACUAAUACAAGCAAAAGUUCAAUUUGAGCACUAGUCAAGAUCCAAGACACAAUUCUGGUUUAAGUUCAAAUCGAGUAUGAAAGCAUGACAGAUGGUUUGAACCUGCAAGAAGAAAUGUGUCAACAGAAAUGUGUUUUCUUUUCUCACAUCUUCAAAGUUGGCCUUUCAGGUCAGACAUAUUCCUUUGCAUGCACAGUCAAAACGAAAGCAGGACUUUUUGACCUAGAAGUGACAUCCUGUUAGACACUGCAAUGUAAGAAAUUUCCCUGCAAGGUCCGCUGUUUUAUCUAGAGCUCCUCACAAACUGCACAAAGGACAUUUUGCUACAUAUGGGCUUCAACAGGGAUUUCCUGUUAAAGCUAGUUGUACAACACAUGAAUAUAAGAAUACAUUGAAGUUUGCAGAUCUUUCUGCCAUCUGUCCAUGCAUGCUCUCAAAUCUUGACUUGCUUGAAUUCAUUUUGUGCAAACUCUAAUGUUAUGAAAAAAGUCAUUGUAUAGUAUAUUUAAAAAAUAUAUAAAAAUACAACUACAUAUAUAUUAUUAUUUUCAUAACAAUUACUUUAUUUAUAUUUAUUACACAUAUUUAUAUAAAACAAUACAAUCACAACCUUGCAAAGAUUUUUUUAAUCAUAAAACAAGAAACCACAAUUACUGUACAGAUAUGGCAAAGUAAUAUUUAUAUAAAAGACACUCUAAAAUGCAAAAAUUAAGCGUACACAUCACAAUGCAAACAAUAAGGCUGUCAUUUGAAUGUUAAAUAAACCAUUAAAUCAACUUGUAAUGUAAUUACAAUUCAUCAUCAUAGCACAGCUGCGUAUUGUCAUUGUGUGUUUUUGUGCUGCUUGAGUAAAAUAAAAAUAAAUGCUUGAACAGAGAUAUAAGUAAAUCAGGACAUUUUAGACGUAGGCUAUACAAACCAUAAACCUAGAGUAUCUCUCUUUUAAGUGUAAUACAGCAGAAUAGUGUAUUUUGGCAUGAGGUGGCUGCUGUGUAGGCUACUAGGCGGUGUUGCCUUCAGGCAGUCCUCUGUUGCCCAGGAAACACAGAUGGUGGAUGAAGGGUGCGCAUACAAAAGACCCUAAACCUGUGGCAGCAGCUGGAGAGCGAGCCUAAUGAUUAAUUCAGGUCUGUGCGGACCCUCUCACUCAAAGACGUCUCUGUUCGCUCUAAUACCUCCCAUCCAUUUCCUUUGUCCCGGGGCUUCCGUCUCGCACUUUAUCCUGUUUUCCCCGGACUGGUCUGCCGUCAGUGCGCAGCUGUUGUUGGCACUCCCACAUCUGCUCGUCUCGGCAGCCAUGUAGACGAAGCUCUGUUCUUGUGUUAGUCCGUAUCGUGAAGAGGUCCGGGGGGCGAGCUGCCUCUCACUGCGGGCUAACCGCUGCACACACACGGCGUGGAUUUGCAGUAUCUGGCGCUUGGCCCUCAGCAUGGAAGAGGAGGAAGAAAAAGAAGAAGUGAUCUUUUCGCACCGUUUGAUGCUGCGGGACAGGUGCAUGUGGAGACCCGAGAACACUGGUACAACCCCUGUUGUCGGUGUCACUGGAUUCAUCUGCAGAGCUGCUGACAUGUCACCGGUGGGAAACAGGGAGGAUCCACAUGGGAACCAACAACCGGACAGGUUAUGUGUACAGGCUUUAUUAUAUACUUAUUCAGAAAGCAUGAGUCAGGAUAGCUCUUAACGACACACAAUAUCAGAUGAAUAAUUGAAUAGCCUUAGUCAGUCAGUUAGAUAACGGAUACUUUGACUGUUUUAGCAGUGGGUGUACUUCAGUCAGGAACAAUAUAAGAAUAAACAAAUAAUCCCUGGGGUUUCUCAGGAGGACAGUUGAGUUGUGUCCCACUUUUCUGCUGCUUUGUGUUGUGUGUUCCUCUCUAGUUACGUUGACGAAAAAGCAGACCUGGCUUGCUCUGGACAUCGCGAGCGACAUGGCUCCGUCGCCCCUCUGCAGCGCUGCACACACACCGUGACCGAUGCACGGGGCCUUCACUGAUCUUCUGGUCCCUCAGAAGGAGAGGAUCCGUGUCCUCGUGUUCCCCUACUGAGAGACGACUUCCGCAGCUUUUGUGUAUCAGUAAAAAAGGCUUUGAAGAGUUAAAAAUGCCACCAGUGCUUUGUAGUCACUGUCAGCAUGAUCAGAUUUAGCAGGGGUGGUGUUUUGAGUCCAAAAUAAUUUGCUGCAGUGUUCAUUCUUGUUUCUCUCGAAUGUGCCUAUUUUCGAGCUGUGAGUAAUACUAAUAUAGCUUCAUCCACCCCCACUCAUGUUUUUAUUUUUGGCCUGAUAAAAAACACUGCAGCCACUGAACAUCUCACUUGCUUUUUUUUCCUAAGCUGCCGUGUGCAGUGACCUCUUUACUCGUUUUCUCUUUAUUCUGUCCAACACUUCUUCUCUUCUCUUCGUAUUAAAUUCACAAGAAGCAGUGUGUUAUCUUCUCACCAAAGCUUGCAUGUUUCUAUGCCAGAUCCAAAACGGCAAAGCCUUUAAUAAUUUACGGGAAAAAAUCUGCUUCGGUGUGAGAAUGACUCACAUUUUGACAAUAUGUUCUUUGUUUGUCUUGAAACACCCUUAUUAUGUGUGAUGUCAGCUUCUUUUAUUGUACUGUAUUCAGUGCAUAUAAUGCGUAUUUCUGCUGUAGCACGUGGGUGUGUGUGUGGUUGUGUCUGUGCAUGUGCUCUAUUCCUAUGUGUGCAUGUGUCAGUCUGAUGAAACACGUUUGUAAUGGGCCUGAAGCUACUAGCUGCUUUUCAGUGGUUUACAAUCGCUGCACAGACUUUAACAUGCCUGAAAUUCUUCUUUAAACACAAUGGAUGUACCGGACAAAGGAUAAAAAAGUAUUUACAAAUGAUUCUUGGCAUUUGUUACGACAUAUUUGCAGUACCAGUUAGGUGGGGGUUCUUGUGAUUUAGAUAAUUGCAGGAAUGUCGCUGGAAAUUAAUGGUGUGUAGUUUUCGAAAUGGUGUAUGCUAGCGUUAAUUAAACUGUCCCGAUGCCUCCAACCCCAUCAUCUGAUACUCCAGCAAAUUACAGCAAAUGCUAAUAAUUUUGUGCAAAUAGCUUUUUACCCAUGUCUGGAUUAUACUAACAGUAUCUGACUAAUAUCUAACAAUACUAAUAUCUGCUAACAAUCGGGUGAUUACUAACACGUACUCUGAAUGCUCAUGGCUGGCCUUGUUCUUCCUAACUCACUGACUAACCCUCUGCUUUAUGCCCGCAGUCCGAUGCACACACUCCUCUCUCAUGAUCCUGCAAUCCUUCUUCUUGAAAUCAGAUAAAGGGGGAAAAUCAAUGAAAAACUGUUAAAGUGAGCAUGUCAAGAAGGGUUUCAGGACUUGGGAAGAGAAAUGUUAUUAACCAGUAGAUAAAAAGAGGAGCAGAAACAGCUGCGGAUAUCAAACUGGGUUGACCACAUACGUUAGAAGAUUCCUCACAACACUGAUUAUGAUCUGAUUCCCAAAAAUGCAUCGCCACGCUUCACAGGCUAAAUUCACAUCUGCAGAGACGGUCUGUGCGCUGUGUGGUCAACCCUCGCAGGUGAGUGCCUGUAUUGCUGUUACAGCAGGCUUAGCAAACCUCAUACUAACUUAUUAUGGUGUGGAUACUAACUGUGGUGAGGUGAUAAAGGCCCACCGGUUGCUCUUACUAACAUCUGUGUUAUUUCUCACUAAUAAUUCUCUCUAAUCUGUGAUCAAAUGACUUUUGUUAAUCUUUAAUUAUAUAAAAGCAUGCCUCAUGGUUUAAGUGAUUUUUGCUCAAUUAUUUUACACAGAAACUUCUAUCCAAAACAUUUCUGAGUGCCAUGAGUGUAUGCUUUUUAGCAAUGGGAACUAUAUAAUUCUAACCGUGGCGGUGACAUGCUCUACAGAAAUCCUUAUAAACACAAGCUACUAACCUCUAAGUUAUAUUAACAUUUACUAACCAAAGAGCUUUCCUUAGCUCUCUGCAAACUAACAUACUAACCCACUAAUAAACUAAUAACCUAACAAAAACUAACUAAAAACACUCAGAAUUAGUGAAGCGCCCUGAUUUUGAGGAGUUGCAUCACUUACUGAAUGUACUAACGAAAUAAAGUUUCAAAAAGUUGAAUGUGCCUGUCUGUGUGAGAGAGAGCAAAGACAAUAGUGUGUGUGUGUGUGUGUGUGUAUGUGUGUGUGUUCUCUUAAACACUUUACAAUACCAAAGCAUAUUAUCUGUAUAGAGCAGUUAAAUGUAUCCACAGUUUCUCUUUCCACCGAGCACCAGGAUACCUUCAAAAACACACCUUAAAUGUUGAAAUAUAAUGAAUGUAAAGAACAAUCAUUUCAAUGUGCACACCUAUUUUUGUACUUUGACUCUUUAACAGUCGUCUUAGCUGUAUUUCAUUGUAAUAAAAAUGUUCACAUGUUU